AUGGUGUACAGGAAGAUAAUCUCCUCCUUUUAUAACUUCGUUGUCCUCAAACUGUAUCCAGGAAUCAAGGAUGCAUUAUUCUGUGGGGAUGUUAUUGAAUCACAUGUUAAGCAGAGGGCCAAGAAGGAAGGUUGUGAAGCUCUGGCACAUCCUACCUUGUAUGAUGCUGUGGGCAGGGAAUGGUGUUCGGUGUGUUUGUCGAAAGUAAUGGAGGGAGAGGAAUCACGAGUUCUUCGUCUUCCUUGCCUACAUGAGUUUCAUAAGAUAUGCAUCAAGAGGUGGUUCCAUGAAUGCCAGAAAACCUGUCCAAUCUGCCAGUUCUGGUUGAGAGAUGAUGAUGGUCAAACAACAGAAGUGCUUACCGAGGAGAUGGUAAUAUGGUUCACUUCCUUUCAUGUUGUUGGUUACUGA
Molecule: messenger RNA, 411 nt
Organism: Momordica charantia (bitter melon)
Lineage: Eukaryota; Viridiplantae; Streptophyta; Magnoliopsida; Cucurbitales; Cucurbitaceae
Biological process (GO): ubiquitin-dependent protein catabolic process
Cellular component (GO): nucleus
Molecular function (GO): ubiquitin protein ligase activity
Source: RefSeq, a predicted model, not a curated record